CGGGGGAAGGAAAAAAUAAACCGAUAUUAAGCGAUAACCAAGCCAUAGCCAUUUUGGCCGCUAAAAUGGAAGAAAACGAAGGACAGUUAAUCCGCAUUGUAGAAAAAAUUAAUGAGAUAAUUGAGGAAAACAUGGGGCAGUUUGUAGCAGUUGUAUUGAGGAACGACGGCCUAGAUUCUCGAUAUUCUG
This is a messenger RNA of Racocetra persica, 189 nucleotides long. Lineage: Eukaryota; Fungi; Glomeromycota; Glomeromycetes; Diversisporales; Gigasporaceae. The record is from the annotation of a GenBank genome assembly.